CCAGCAUCAGCACCAUGAGUUGGGCCACUGUCCUGAUCAUCGCUGGGCUCUGCGGAGCCUCCCUGGGCCAGUACAAUGAAGAAGAAGACAUGGCUUGGUUACAGUACUACAUGCGGCAGUCCCGUAUGUCUUCCUAUAACUACAUGCCCUACUACGAGGAUGAGAACACACCUUACGUGUACUCUUACCUCCCAGCUCCAGACAUGGAGGCAGAGCCUGGCCCUGAACCUCAGCAAGCCCCUUCUUGGCAAUGUCCCCAAGAAUGUGAUUGCCCCCCUAACUUCUCAUCAGCCAUGUACUGUGACACCCGGAACCUGAGGUACCUGCCCUUCGUGCCCUCCCGGAUGAAAUACGUCUACUUCCAGAACAACCAGAUCACCGCCAUCCAAGAGGGGGCUUUUGACAAUGCCACGGAUCUGGAAUGGCUCGCACUGCACAACAACCAGAUCACCAGUGAGAAGAUGGGCAAGAGGGUCUUUGCCAAGCUCAAAAGCCUGGAGAGGUUGUACAUGAACAACAACAACCUAACCAAGAUGCCCAGUCCCUUGCCCCGGUCCCUGAGAGAGCUCCACUUGUCUUACAAUCAGAUCUCCAAGGUCCCCUCCAAUGCUCUGGAGGGUCUGGAGAACCUCACAGCCCUGUACCUCAGCCACAACUACAUUUUUGAGAUGGGAGCAUCCCUCAAAGGGCUCAAGUCCUUGAUCCUUGCUGAUCUGAGCUACAACCACCUCAGGAAAGUCCCUGAUGGGCUCCCAAUGGCUUUGGAACAGCUUUACCUAGAGUACAACUACAUCAACACGAUCCCUGAUGACUAUUUCAAGGUCUCUCCCAAGCUGCUCUAUGUCCGGAUGUCCCACAACAGCCUGACAAACCAAGGGCUCUCUACCAACACUUUCAACAGCAGCAGCAUCCUCGAGCUGGACCUCUCUUACAACAGGCUCCAGAAGAUCCCCCGGGUCAGCACCAACCUCGAGAACCUCUACCUUCAAGGGAACCAAAUCAACGGUGAGCACAAACGCGUCAACCAGAGCACAGUGGUGUGGGGGACGGUGGUGCGAGAGAGGG
Molecule: messenger RNA, 1065 nt
Organism: Pelecanus crispus (Dalmatian pelican)
Lineage: Eukaryota; Metazoa; Chordata; Aves; Pelecaniformes; Pelecanidae
Source: RefSeq, a predicted model, not a curated record